Chenopodium quinoa (quinoa) is the source of this 1384-nucleotide messenger RNA. Its product is annotated as hydroxyproline O-galactosyltransferase HPGT3-like. Gene Ontology annotation, cellular component: Golgi membrane. The record is from RefSeq and is a predicted model, not a curated record. NCBI's taxonomy places the organism in Eukaryota, Viridiplantae, Streptophyta, Magnoliopsida, Caryophyllales, Amaranthaceae. Bases 78 to 1148 code for a protein of 356 amino acids. Gene Ontology annotation, molecular function: hexosyltransferase activity. The transcript has 12 exons.
AAUUCCCUCUUAAAUUACUGCUUUUCACUAAACUUUAAGUCGAAGCUCCCAACCUUGAAGUGCUCUGAUCGGCAGAAAUGGAGGGUUCACUGCCAUUGACGACGGCGGCGAAAGGCGGAGGAGAGAGAAGAGGCGUCGGAAGAUCAUCUGCUCACAAUUCUUCUUCGUCUUCUUCUUCCGCUAAACCUUCUCUUCUCUUGGCGUUCCUCUCUUGCGUCGCUUGUCUCUACGUCGCCGGCAGAUUGUGGCAGGAUGCUGAGAACCGAACUUUACUGGUCAAUCUUCUCCAGAAAAACUCAGACCAGAGACCAAAGGUUCUUACUGUAGACGAUAAGCUUAUGGUGCUAGGAUGCAAAGAUUUGGAGAAAAGGAUUGCCGAGGCAGAGAUGGACUUGACACUGGCUAAGAGUCAAGGAUAUCUAAGAAAUCAGCGGAAACAAGAUGGUUCUGUGGAUAGGAAGCUUCUUGCUGUUAUUGGAGUUUACACCGGAUUUGGAAGCCGCUUAAAGCGCAAUACUUUUCGAGGCUCAUGGAUGCCUAGAGGUGACAACUUGAAAAAACUGGAGGAGAAAGGAAUUGUCAUACGAUUUGUUAUUGGUCGGAGUCCAAAUCGAGGUGAUAGCUUGGAUCGUGGCAUUGAUGAGGAAAACCGCCAAACUAAAGAUUUCUUGAUUCUUGAAGGGCAUGAGGAGGCUCAAGAAGAAUUGCCAAAGAAAGCGAAGUUCUUCUUCAGUACUGCUGUACAAAAUUGGGAUGCUGAAUUUUAUGUAAAAGUUGAUGAUAGUAUAGACCUUGACCUCGAUGGGUUAAUUGGACUUCUCGAGAGCCGUCGUGGUCAGCAGAGUGCAUAUAUUGGAUGUAUGAAGUCCGGAGACGUGAUAGCAGAAGAGGGAAAACAAUGGUACGAGCCUGAGUGGUGGAAGUUUGGUGAUCAGAAAUCGUACUUCCGACAUGCUGCCAGUUCACUUGUAAUACUGUCCAAAAGUUUAUCAGAGUACAUUUUUGUGAACAGUGUAUCUUUAAAGACGUAUGCACAUGAUGAUACAUCAGUUGGUUCAUGGAUGAUGGGAUUGCAAGCCACUUACAUAGAUGAUAACCGUCUUUGUUGUAGUACCAACCGACAAGACAAAGUUUGCUCUAUGGCAUGAUCCCGGUGAAGGUAGAGAGAGGAACCAGGAGCAUUCGGGGGGUCGGGGGUUAAGUAGGAGCUGUAUAGAAAGAACGUGAGGCCUCCAUAAGCCAUACCAAGAAAAUUAUUAUCAGUACAUCCAUUAUUAUUGAUUAUAAUACAGGCCUUGUUCACACAGCUUAUAUUAAGCUCAUGAAUGCCAAAAUUUAUGAGUCCGAUAUGGAGAUAUAUUGUGAUGAGUGCUGAUCAUUAUCA